GUCGGCGAAUGAACUGCGGAGAGAAAUAAAACUUGGAAUCCAUUCGCUCGCAGCCACUGCUAGCUUCCUCCUAUCCCCUCCCCACAGCGCGCCAAUCCAAAUCCAAGACCGUGCUGCUCCGGCGAGGUGCCCGUCCCAAUCUUCCUGCCGGCCGACCCCGGCCGUUAUAUUGCUGCGCUUCGUCUAGGUCUUAUGUUUAAGAACGGAGGAAAUAGUUUGAAAGCCUUGGGAUGAAAGAAGUGAAUCUCGUGUUUCCGUCGACAUCAACUUUUUGAUGUGGCGCAUCGGCGCAAGUCGACCGAGCGCGCGUCGACGUUGAUGGGUGAACCGACGGUCCCUACGAGCGUGCGCCACCAAGGGGGAAGCCAGCCAAAAUAUGUCAUCACAUGCGGUGAUUCAUGAAAAUCUGUCACGGACAAUAAGAUCAUCGAUGGGGAACAAAUGUCUCGUGAUGGUGACCAGCAUCCUCGCUGUGUUGACGGUCGUCUUUGGAGUCAUCAGCGCGGUUCUCUUGGCGCUGAAACAUCAUCAACAUGACAAUGGAGAGUUCUAUACGUACCGGCGCUCGCCCGCGAUGCCAUGUGGCGUGGUGGCAGCCGUGUUGGCGUCGUUGACACAGAUUCUUGCCAGCGUGGCCAUCUGCUGCUGUGGGGCGUGGCGUGUAACUAAGGGUGGCAAGCGCAUCGCCGCGGUGGUCUUCUUCAUCACCUCAUGGGUCCUUGCGAUCAUAGCAGUGCUACUAUUUCUGGCAGGCGCCAUGUUAGGGUUUGAAGGCUCUGCAAAGAAAACUGUUGGGAAUGCUAGGAUCGUCGGAGGUGUUGCUCUUUUCGUUAUUGCGACAUUUUUGUUUCUUGUAGUUGCUGCCCUUGAUGUCACCUCAUACCGACUAGUUCGGAAGAAGGACCACUACCAAGCAUACGUUGGCAGUAAUCCUCCUAUGGUGCCAACAACAUAUAAAGACGGUCCCAACGCUUUUGCUCCUGCACCGCACAAUCAAAAUCAAGUAUAAGGUUAGCUCUAUCACCAUGGAAUGGUUGUCUUUGCCUUCCAAAGGAGGAGUGCGCUGUAUGGACCCUUCUAGGUCGAAGGCGUAGGCUUCGACCUAUGCUACCAUCUUGUGUGUUUGUUACGGCUUCGCUCAAAUUAUGAGAAGGAAAUCAAAGGUGUUUUUGUAUUGCUUGAAA
Messenger RNA from Hordeum vulgare subsp. vulgare (domesticated barley), 1184 nucleotides. RefSeq lists its product as uncharacterized. Bases 377 to 1009 code for a protein of 210 amino acids. The transcript is spliced from 5 exons. Lineage: Eukaryota; Viridiplantae; Streptophyta; Magnoliopsida; Poales; Poaceae. The record is from RefSeq and is a predicted model, not a curated record.